This is a messenger RNA of Alnus glutinosa, 828 nucleotides long. RefSeq names its product photosynthetic NDH subunit of lumenal location 3, chloroplastic. Gene Ontology annotation, molecular function: calcium ion binding. Gene Ontology annotation, biological process: photosynthesis; photosynthetic electron transport chain. Bases 75 to 737 code for a protein of 220 amino acids. Gene Ontology annotation, cellular component: photosystem II; photosystem II oxygen evolving complex; extrinsic component of membrane. The record is from RefSeq and is a predicted model, not a curated record. Lineage: Eukaryota; Viridiplantae; Streptophyta; Magnoliopsida; Fagales; Betulaceae. The transcript is spliced from 3 exons.
CGGAUAUAACCGAAAAUGCCAAGUCUCAUUGUUUCAGCUACUCAACACUGCCAUUCUCACUCAAAUCCCCUACAAUGGCUCGUUUGGCAGACAUAAAUGGAGUCUCCAAAACUCUACCAGCCCUUCCAAAACUUCCCAACCUUCAAAGGGUCCCAAAGAGAGUGAAAAUAGUUGGGCUUCUGGGCAAGAAAACAGAGGAUCUUCAAGAACACCCAUUACAAAUCACAAGAAGAUUAGCAGUAGGCCUUGCCUCCAUAGCUCUUACAGCAAAUUCUACCAACGGGAUAUCUCUGGCAAAGGAUAAUGGGUUCUGGAUCGAUGGCCCUUUACCUGUGCCUCCUGUCUAUAACAAUAUUGCGAAUGAGAAGACGGGUACUCGUUCUUUUUUGAAGAAAGGAAUCUAUAUGGCAAAUAUUGGAAUCAAAGGUAGUGCAUACAGGCUGAGGAAGUAUGCAUUUGAUCUAACAGCAAUGACAGAUUUGGUAGGGCAAGAUACAUUAAACUAUGUCAGGAGGUAUCUACGGCUCAAGUCCACCUUUAUUUACUAUGAUUUCGACAAAGUGAUCUCAGCCGCACCAGUAAACGAAAAGCAACCCCUGACUGAUCUGGCUAAUAGAUUGUUCGACAGCUUCGAAAAGCUUGAAGACGCUGCAAAGAAGAAAAAUCUGCCUCAGACAGAAUCUUGUUAUCGGGACACAACAAUUUUACUCCAAGAGGUCAUGGAAAGAUUUGCUUAAUCUGCAUCAUCUGCUGGUCUGGUUUAAACAAAACCAAUGUACUCAAUUUCGAAGUAUUAUAAAACAAAUUAGGUUACACAUUGCUAUACAA